CGUACCGUAGUGCGCGCGCCAUCUAUUGUGCGCAAAGACAACCACUUGUUUGUUUACAAAAUCUUGAGGCAGACGUAACGGCAACGCUCAACAUAUCUCCAUUCAUCGUCAUCGUUAUGGCCCCAGAAAAGACUGAUCCAGAAGGAGAUGGUGUGGCAAACACCAGCACUGUCUCAGAAGAUGGAGUGGUUGGGGCAGAAGGGGAGCAUGAUCCUUACUUUGAACCUGUGGUCACACUGCCUGAAAUACAAGUGAAAACAAAUGAGGAGGAGGAAGAGGAAAUGAUAAAGUUAUGCCCGAUUGUUCAAGGAGAAGUUUGAUGAGGCCCGUGGUAUUGUGACAGUAGCAACAGUAGCAGCUCAGGAGGCAGUAGAAAAAGAAGAGCAGACAGAAGACAAAAGUAAUAAAGAAGAGGUUGAAAAGAAAGGAGAGGAAGAUGGGAAGGAAUUAGGGGACAAGGUGACAGAAGAUGUCACCAAAGAAAUGGAGAAAAUGACUGUCAAGGCAGAUUAGAAAGAGUAAAAGUGAGAUGUAGCCAGAAAAUUUUAUUUGCAAAAUUGUUCUCAUCUUAUAUUAUCCUUGUUAAUACCAGAAAGCUUGGCUUUUCUCAGUAAUGUACUUUUUUUUUUUUGUAUCAUUACCUUUUUGUAGAUACCAUCAUUCCAUAUUUUAUUUAGAUAUUUGUUCACAUGUGAUAAUUGAUGAACUGCAUCAGUUAUUGUCAAAAUGAUGUGCCUUGGAGGUCUUCAUUGGUGAAUGUUUCCCUAGCAUGAACUGUGAUCAGUGUGUUGCGUGUAAUCUCAGUAUGUGUGCAAAUGACGGUUAUAUCAGUAAGAGUGAAAAUCUGGGGAAUCUCAUGAAAGCAUUCAUCUUCAUUGCACGUAAAAGGAAUUAUGUGUGAAAUUGUGGUUCUGUGCUCUUCAAAGAAUGCUAGACAGUUAAUAUCUUGGCAUGAAGGUGGCAGAACAACUGUUAUGAUUUUGUUGUUUAUUAUAGAAGUGAGUAAUUUCAAUGUGUGAUGAGUAUUAUCAAAAAGCUCUAUGCUUUUACUGAUUUUUUUAUUAAUGCAUCAGUUAUAUAUUUUCUUGUGUCUUCUAAAAUAUUAGACAACAUACACCAUGUCUUUGAAUUUAGGGCAUUACAGAACUCAAAAUUUCUGAAAUAUUUGUGGUCUUUGGCCUUUAAUUAUAUCCAGUUUAGAUGCAGCUUUAAACCUCAGAUCCCUAGACAUGUAGCUUCACAUUUUAAUCAAAUCUGAAUGAUAGAGAAAUAGACAGGUGUUGAGUGUAGUUGAUAAGCAGAUCAAGCUUUUUUCAACUAUGAUACUCGCAUGAUGCUCCACAUUUCGUAGGACAUAUCAGAUAGGGGUAAUUCUCUUUAAAUAUUUUGAAUUUCUUUGCGCCUGUGAAAUCAGUAGUAGGCUAUCUGUUUUUUUUUCCUGUUAUAUAUGGGAUUCCACAUUUCUUUUGUUGCUGAUCCAGCAGCCAAGAUUAAAUUUCCAUUCUUCAAUGCAGGUGCAGAAUUGAGUAAUAGAUACGCAGUGAAUAUUUACAGCAGAGUGAGUAGCAAAUUUGAAAUAAUUUGUCAUGAAAAUAUAUGAAUAUAUAUUUGAGCAUUGAUUGGCUGCUGGUUUUCAUUACUUUGAAAUAUAUCUAAUGUUAAUAUUUCAGGGUCAUGUUUUUCAUUCUUGUAGGACGUUUUUGAGUAGAAUCAUGAAUUAAGAAUUGUGUUUGCUAUAUUCCAGUAACAAAAUUACUGUUUUCAUGCAUUGCAUUUUAUUCUUUAAGCUGCAUAUUUUCAGCAAGUAGAACCUAUAUAUAUAUAAAAAAAAAGAAAAAAAAAACACGGAUAGAACAGAUUUUCAAAAUGUGUACAAAUUAAGUUUCUGUUUUGGCAUUACGUGAGAAAUUCCUAAUAAUCCAAUCCAUGUGUCUAUUGCAUACCAAGACUAAAUCUAUAGUUGCUGUAAUUAGUUAUUGGCACUAUGAAAAGAUGAAAUGAUAAUGUUGUAUAUUGUUUUUCUUUUUUUCGAGUAAAGCAUAUGUAAUGUGUGACAUUAUAAGAAAUAUGAAAAAGAUUGGUAAUGCCAAAGUUAAUUAUGCUAUAGUUAUUAUUAGACUUUUUAUAUGGUUUGUUAGAAUUAAUGUUAUAUGACCUAUCUUGAAGGAUAUGAAUAAGCAGUACAACAGUAUAAUUUCAUUUGCAUUAGGUAAAUACAGUAAUACUUGAUUUUCUUUUUUCUCUUUGUAUUUCCAGCUAACAGAUAACAGAACCUUUAGUAAUGAGUUUUCUCAAUGGUGCCUGAGAUGUUAAUGUUGUGGCGUACAUUAUUUUAAGGGAAGCCAGACAUAGUGAUAAUCAUGAAUUAAAGUAGAAAUAGGUUGUUUUCAUCUUCAGCAGCCAGUUUGGCAGCAGUAUUACCACUCACUGAACACUGGUUUUGUCUUUGAAUAGUAUGAAUAUAGUCUUUCUCCAAUGGUAUGAAUUUAAUCUUUAUUUCACCCCUUUUAUAUAAGGGUGUUCACAUAUACCUUCGAGUGCAUCUAUGUAAUUAUCUCACAGGUGUGAUUUGGAGUGCAUUGUAAGAAAACCAUCCUACAAGUGUAUUUUGUACAAGAUCUUUAUCUAUGUAUGUCUUCAUACAGAAUUAGGAUACUAAGUAAUGAAAGGUCUUGCAUGUUGCUUUCAAGCUGUGAUUGUGAUUGAAUCUUUUCAGAUCAAUCAACCUUAAAAAAAGCAUACAGUAACCUGCUAAUAAAAGAUGAAAUACCUUC
Molecule: messenger RNA, 2774 nt
Organism: Penaeus vannamei (Pacific white shrimp)
Lineage: Eukaryota; Metazoa; Arthropoda; Malacostraca; Decapoda; Penaeidae
Source: RefSeq, a predicted model, not a curated record